AUGUUCUUAACGUGUGGCUCUACAUGUCCACCGGUAUGUGAAGAUUGGUCUUAUCCACUUCCAAAACCACCAAAAAAAUGUCCGAAAAUGUGCGUUCAAGGUUGUUUCUGCAAGGCAGGCUUGUAUCGUACGAAAGAUGGUAGAUGUGUUGAACCCAAAGAAUGUUGUGGCAUGAACGAAGUAUUCACCGAUUGUGGUUCAGCAUGUCCCGAAACUUGUAAUAACAAGCCUGAAUUUUGCACGGAACAAUGUAUCACUGGAUGUUUUUGUCGUCUUUCGGAUUAUGUGCGCAUGAAUAACAGCACUGGUAGUCUUUGUAUUCAUCGUAACGUAUGUCCAAAAUAG
Rotaria sp. Silwood1 is the source of this 345-nucleotide messenger RNA. The record is from the annotation of a GenBank genome assembly. NCBI's taxonomy places the organism in Eukaryota, Metazoa, Rotifera, Eurotatoria, Philodinida, Philodinidae.